Messenger RNA from Macroventuria anomochaeta, 1985 nucleotides. RefSeq names its product DWNN-domain-containing protein. NCBI's taxonomy places the organism in Eukaryota, Fungi, Ascomycota, Dothideomycetes, Pleosporales, Didymellaceae. Gene Ontology annotation, molecular function: ubiquitin protein ligase activity; nucleic acid binding; zinc ion binding. The record is from RefSeq and is a predicted model, not a curated record. The coding region runs from base 118 to 1791 and encodes 557 amino acids. Gene Ontology annotation, biological process: protein ubiquitination; mRNA processing; ubiquitin-dependent protein catabolic process. Gene Ontology annotation, cellular component: nucleus. The transcript has a single exon.
CUUCUCUCCACCACUCCCUCACCCCGACACCCCACGCAAACACACACAACCUCGCCACAACUACCAGAUACACCUCCACCCUCGCUUGUUCACCGCGACGUAUACACAGCCGACAGCAUGUCGUCGUCGGUGUUCUACAAGUUCAAGAACUCCAAGGAGCCGGAGCGCUAUGCCUUCGACGGCAAUGAGAUCUCCGUGUUCGAGCUGAAGCGUGCGAUCAUCGAAGCCUCUGGCAUGGCCAAGAGUACCGAUCUCAAUCUCCACAUCUACCACGAAGACGAACCCAGCAAAGAGUAUGACGACGACACAACAACGAUACCGCGCACAAGCACCGUUAUCGCCGUACGGCGGCCGGCAGCUCGUGGGUUCAGCAAGAUCGCACGCUACGUCUCGGGCAAGCCCCCAGUACGUGCCAUCAAGAAGGACGCAGCCCCGGUCGUGGCACCUCGUCCUAGUGGCGCAACCGAAACAGAUGCGGAAGCCGCCUUCUUGGCAGAGUCUGCACAGGUCUGGGACGCACAGAAGGAAUCGCUGUCACACGCAAAACCGGUCUACAACAAGAAGAAGCCCGUCAACGUCCCCAACUACGACCCACCGUCUGGCUACGUUUGUCGGCGGUGUGGUGUGAAGGGGCACUGGAUCCAACAGUGUCCCGAGAACGACAACCCCGACUUCAAGCCAGUGCACUGCCCGAAGCGCACGACCGGAAUCCCCAAAUCUUUCCUCAAGGUCGUCGACAAGUCUGAGGUGGAUGAAGACGCCAAGGGUGUGAUGCUGAACGCCGAUGGAGAGUAUGUACAGGUCAUGACGGACACAAAGACCUGGGAGAAGUUCCAAGAGAAGACACAAGCCACAAAGGCGCAGGCCGCCAACGCAGAUGCAGCAAGCAAGGAGGUUCGCGAGCGUGGCCUUGAGUGCCCACUCGACAACAGGAUGUUUGUGCAGCCCGUUAAGACAGCGUGCUGUGAGAGGACCUACUGCAACGAUUGUAUUGAGUCAUCGCUAGCAGACAAUGAUCUUAUUUGCCCCAAUUGCGGAGAGGAGACGCUGAUCGAAUUCACACCUGACAAGGAAAUGGAGGCCCGCAUUCGCGACUUCGAGGCCGAAAAGGCAAAGGAAAAGGCAGAGGCGAAGGCGGAGAAGGAAGCAGCGGCAAAGCAGGAAUUGGAGGCAGCAGAAGCAGCAGCAGCAAAAGCAGCAACUGAAUCGGAAAAUGCGAGUGCAAGCAAUGUACCACACAAUGAAACACCUGUUGAUCCCUCCUCUGAGAAAUCAAAGUCAGAGGAACCAACGUCUGAUUCUGAGUCGAAAAAACGAAAGUCUCCUCCAACAGAGAUCCAGCCACCAACCGCACCCAAGGCGAUGCGUCAGCAACAGCAACCACCCCAGAACACUAUGGAACAGGACUUCAUCGCGCAGAUGGAGGCGCUGAAGAACAUGCCCAUGAACAUGCAGUCCAUGCCGAACAUGAACAUGAACAUGAUGGGUAAUAACGGCAUGAUGAUGCCGGGCAUGACCAUGCCGUUCAACCCUGGCAUGCAGAAUAUGAUGCCUGGUAUGAUGAACAACAACAUGAUGCCGGGCAUGAUGGGCAUGAACAUGCAGAAUGGUUUUAAUCCUAACUUGCCUAACAUGCAGAUGAUGGGCAACGGCAAUAUGAAUGGAGGAGGGUUCGGGUUUAAUGGUCAGAAUGGAAAUGGGCAGUUCAACGAUGCGUAUGAUCGCCAGCCGGUCAAUCCAAACAGGCAGAGGGGGAGGAAGCCUAGGGCGCCGGAUUACAGGUAUCUCUGAGCCUGAGACUGGACGGAGAUGGGAGGUGGAUUUGGUUUCAUGAGGCUGAGAAGGCGUUCUUCUUUCAUGUAUUAUCCUUUUAACGCAUGUGGCUGGGUGGUCACUUUGGGUGGAGUUCUGUCCUUUAUGGGGGUUUGAAGCACGGUAUGUGCGCGCUUCGCGGCGUCGAAGUUGAAAUCAAUGAAACUAUCAAA